Molecule: messenger RNA, 393 nt
Organism: Ostertagia ostertagi
Lineage: Eukaryota; Metazoa; Nematoda; Chromadorea; Rhabditida; Trichostrongylidae
Source: the annotation of a GenBank genome assembly
CAGGUAACCGAAUAUCGUUACGGCCGCAGUUACGGCAGAGAGCAGCCCAUCAGUUGGCAGCGUCUUGGCACUUUUUUUGCUGGUGUAGUUCGACAUGUACGUCCUCUACCUGCUCUGAAUGCUCUUGAAUGUGCGGUUGCUUUACGCAUAGUCGACGACAUUGAAGAUGAAGUGACUCAAACGCUAACUGAUGAAGACAAGGCAAUCAUUCGUGGUUGGCUAACGAACAUCCAGAUGCGACACUUGAGCGACUUCCUCCCAGACACUCCGUAUUCGGUUGAUAAUGCAGCUCAGAUUCUGCUGGACCCUCUUCGCACUCGUCUGUGGAAUAUUCCUGAGCAGAACUGUGAUAUCCAAUUGGGCUCUCCGAAUGUUGAGGUGGAGGUCGAUUAG